GCGCAGUGCUGCGUCUGGAAAAACCAACCCAAGGGGACAAGGGCAGGUAGAAAGAAAGCAGGGGACCGCAACACACGGCCUGCUCUGCUCUGAAGCCACCAUAGCCAGCACAAAGCCAGCGAGCAACGGCAGGGCGGAAGGGCAAGCGAGGGGAGGAAGGGAAGAGAACGAGAGGGCGAGAGAGAGAAUACUUACAGGCUUACUUGCUUGCUUGCUUAUCAUCAUCAGCAGCAUCAGCAUCAGCAUCAUCAUCCCGGUCCCCGCGUGGAAUCGCCCGCGCGCCUUGCAGGAUUAUACCGAUUUCCUCUACACUUCCAUGCUUCUUUCCGAGUAGCGCAGGUGCGGGCAGGCGCGCGGGCCGAUACGCGGCACCUUCAUUCAUUCGCGUGCGCGUCGGUCCAGAGACGGUGUGGAGGGAGUGACAAAGUUUGCCAAAGUGGAGGUUGCAAUGCCAGCUCAAGGGCGAGCGGACCCUGAGCCGCCCAGCGCAGCGAAUGCAGACGGGGACGGAUGCGGCGACGUGCCUCGGAUGUUGCUAUUUUGUGCGUGCUAGAAUACAAUUGUGUCGGAGGCCGUGGGAUCGAACACCAGGGGGUUCAGUGGUUUUAGGACUGCUUUGUGCGCGACGCUGUUGCUGUCCGUUGUAGGAUUGAUGACGUGAUGUAAUUCAGUGGCCCCUUGUCUCCGUCCAAUGGCGAUGGCAAAGAAGUUUCUUUGUUGUUUGCGUCUCCCGGUCAAAGUAUCUCGCAUAGUUUUAUCUCAUGCACAAGACUAUGUAUGCUUCAGUAGUCGAGAAUUGAUAAACGAACUGAUGGACUCGCUCACAUCGCGACGCGUCCGACACAAAACGGGCAGCGUGUAGCAAAAGCGGAGGACGACGUGAGCGUGAUUGGCUCGUAGGCUGGUACCGAAUGUCCCAAACUUUGUGAAGAAUCUCCCUUUACUCGUUUCUGUGAACAUCACUCCGAACUUCUUCCAGUGAUAACGCAGGUUCCAGAGCAGAACAGCCAAGGGCCUUAGUAGUUUAUUCUGGUCAGAGCAACGAAUUGUAUUGGGGUGCUUAUGCUGAACAGGCCAGUGGCACAAGGUCUAGACUUGAGAAUCACUGGAUUGGAAUGUUGCAAUGUAUGUGCAAACCGAUUCAUAACUAGGCGACUCCCUGUAAAAUUCGCCCUUCGAUGUACUGGCAAAGACGUUGCAACUUUCGAAGCAGUCGGGAGUAUUCUGAACGGCCGACUGUUGUUUAGCGUACCUGGUAUGGUGUGUCAUGGUAAUUCCCAUGAGGAUCCUCAAGAGUUCACUGCUUGCAGCGGCUUGUUUUGAGAAUGCGGUAGUAUCGUUUCAUGUCCUCAGAGGUUACACGGAUCUAGUUAAAAGGUGAGAAGUGUUCAAAAAGAGGUCGUCAAAUAGGAGAAAUUGCAAUUGGAGCACAGCAGUACAACUCACGGUUGGCACAUACUGCGGCAUUGGAAUUGCCUUGGGAAGCGUCUGCUUGGUGGAGAGUCUGUAAAAUGAUACCAGAUUCCGGUGCAAGGGAUAUCGUGUGAUGUGAAGACAUGCGUCUUCUCAAUCGGCAGUCUUUGUAGCACGAGUUACAGUACCUCGUUUUCGUGGCGACGUGAUGUCGUCCAAUCAGGUGCACCACGCGGUUCUGUUGCGAUGCGAAGGUGAUGAACCAAUGUUUCGCAAGGUGGCGCUGACUGUGUGUUUGUUGUCUCAGCUACAUCAGGGUUUGUCGGUCAGACAUUCGCAAGGAGAUGCAGUGUCCAAUUUGCCUGGGAAUUAUACGGAAAACACGAACAGUUAUGGAGUGCCUCCACCGAUUCUGCAGGGAGUGCAUUGACAAAUCCAUGCGGCUAGGGAACAAUGAAUGUCCUGCCUGCCGCACACAUUGUGCAAGCCGGCGAUCCUUGAGGGACGAUCCCAAUUUCGAUGCUCUCGUUGCUGCAAUCUAUCCUGACCUGGACGAGUACGAGGAGGAGGAACUCGCGUUUUUUGAAGAUGAGGCUCUUAUGAAUAGACAGAUUCAGGCGAAUAUUGCUGAUACAUUCAAGCGGCAGUCUGAAGCCAUUGCAAGGCGGCGCACCGCGUCUAAAGCAACGGCUGCAGCAAUCGUGAGGAAAGCUCACGGCAACUUUCGCAGUGUGCAGAGCAGGCAAAGAGGUCGGGGUCGUGGAAGGCGAGGAGGUCGCAGAUCUAGCAGGUACAGUGAGGGCUCAGCACGUUAUGAAGACGAUGAUGACUUUUAUGACGAGGACAAAGCUGAUACUGCUACCUCUGGCGACGAAACUCAGAGUGAACCAGAGCCAAACCCGAAGAGACGAAGGGCCAAGGUGCAGACUUAUUCUAGUGGUGAAGAGAAUAGUGAGAACGAGUCACUGAGCGCAGCUACGCGUGAUCAGCAUGAGGCGCCCGCCUCUUUCUCUGGCGACGAAUCGCCAGCCGAUUCACUGGCGAGGGAGAGUGAUGGAGACGCUUCUCCGACCAACGGUGAAGGAACUUUGAAGAGCUGGGCCAAAGGUACUCGAAGUUCACGGUAUGGAAGUGUCAGCGGUGUUCCUGUGGCCAAUGGUAGUAGGAGCAUAAAGUCAUUGCCGCGGACUCAGGACCUUGCAGACGCGUUAUCGGCUGCCGCUCGCACAGAGAAGGAAGACGAGUUUGUUGUACACUUGAACUUGCAGCCUUUGAAUGAUGGAUCGGAUGACGAGGACACCCUGCCAAGCCUCAAACGACCACACCUUUGCUGUCCUCCCAAUAUGACCGUCCAUCACCUGUGCAAGUUCCUUGCAACUCGCUUGUCUCCUCCGCCAGAAGCAGAUCUGGAAAUUCUUGUGGAAAGCAAGACUGAGCAGGUUUCAGUUCCCAAACCCCCUCCGCGGUUGAGCAAGCUUUCGAAAGGGAAGGCGUGGGCUUCAAGAGGGGAUAGUGGCAAAGAGGUCAUGCUUCUGUCUUCGGGGCACACACUCGAGAGCGUGCUUUGCGAUUUCUGGGAUUACCAUGGCAACUUGGAACUUCUCUAUCGUCGAAAGAAUUGAUGUGGUUCCAAAACGGAUUCGCCCGCAAAUGGCUACUUCGAAUGAAGGAUUGAAUGACGGGAAAAGCCAGAAAGUGGGGGUUAGGGGCCCCUGUGGAGCUUCGGCAAAGGAGCGCUGAAAAAUAAGACUUGCAUGACCUAUUUAAGUGAUGAUCAACCCACAUAAGAUAUCAUACGCUACAAACAUGGACUAUCAUAAUUAUUUGCUGAAGUCGAGAGAGUGUUGCCCAGGGUCUGAAAAGAUGUAUUCUAUGAGAGAUUGUAGUCCAGCCCUGGUGCCGGACAAAAUAGGGCGUAGAAUGCAAAUUGAGAGAGCUCGUGUUUUAAAGGAUUUCUUUUGCAAGAGUCGUCUUCCACCUGCAAGAAGCUGGUCAGAAUGUGUCGGAUAUUCAUUGUAGAACAGGGCUGUCGUAUGAAAGGAGGUGCACUGAUGUAGUACAAGAGAGACGUGUAGAGCAGGAGCUUGAAGUUGUGCUCAGACUAGAAGCCUGUUUAAAGCACACAUCAUUGAGUAAAGUAGAGGGUUGUUCUUGGUACAAGAUGCUCUGCACAUCUCUCUGACGAACAGACCAGCUUAGAAAUAGAGCUGGAUUCGGGGUAUUGUGCUGGUGAGCAUGAUCCUCACCAUGUACUUGAGAUUUAUGGCUUCUAAGGAGUGUAAUGAUGGUGCUGUAUGGAUGGUUUGAUUAAAACUGCUACGGUAUAAUAUUAUUCAAAUCUGGAAUUUUAUGGAA
Messenger RNA from Physcomitrium patens, 3768 nucleotides. Lineage: Eukaryota; Viridiplantae; Streptophyta; Bryopsida; Funariales; Funariaceae. The record is from RefSeq and is a predicted model, not a curated record.